GGGGCUAAGAAGAUGCUGUCCCUGGGCAUCACAGGUCCGGAGGGUCAUGAGUUGUGUCGUCCUGAGGAGGUGGAGGCUGAGGCCACUCAGAGAGCCAUCACCAUCGCCCACGCUGUCAACUGCCCGCUCUAUGUGGUCCACGUCAUGAGCAAGUCUGCCGCUAAGGUAGUGUCCAACGCACGCAGAGAUGGUGAGGGGGCCUGACACUGCCUGCUGGGAGGAACUGUGGGUGGGAAAGAAUGACAGAGAGAGAGAAAGUGAGAGAGAAUGAGAGAGAGACAUACAGAGACAGAGAGAGUGAGAGAGAGGCUAAACAUGACAUGGAUGGUGAUCUGUGUUAUGUAUGCAUGGUUGUAGAGAUGUUUGUGCCCCAACAGGCCGUGUGGUGUUUGGUGAGCCCAUAGCAGCAGGACUGGGUACAGAUGGCACCCACUACUGGCACAAAGACUGGGCCCACGCUGCCAAGUUCGUCAUGGGCCCACCUCUGAGGCCCGACCCCAGCACCCCGGGAUACCUCAUGGACCUACUGGCAAAGUAUGUGGAGCCUUAGCCAAUAUCAACCUGAUCUCACUGUUCCUCUUCUGCCCUUUCACUGAGUAAAGCACAUUAGGUUACACCUUCCGUGCAUCCACUGUCACAUAAGUGCUCCAUAACACUGUCAUAACAAUGACAUAACAGAUGUUAUAAGCAGUCAUGACUAGUGCUAUCAGCAUAUGACCCCAACAGUCAUGACUGUUUAUAACAUACAUCACAUAAUAUAUGUCAAAGUGGAGUGUAUGUAACACAGUGUUACCGACCACCCAGGAACACAGGAACUGGGAAGGUGAACAACAAUGCCAAACACAGUGGAAUCUUUGAAAAAGAAAGGAAUUGAAGUGUAACUGCAUAUUGUCGGUGCAAUAGAAAUGAAUGACAGGCAGUAAAGAUGGCUGCCUUACCGUUUAGUGAUGUAGAUGCUUCUGUUUCAUUCUUCCAGUGAUGACCUCAGUGUGACUGGGACAGACAACUGCACAUUCUCUGUGUGUCAGAAGGCCCUGGGCAAAGACGACUUUACAAAGAUCCCCAACGGAGUCAACGGAGUGGAGGACAGGAUGUCUGUCAUUUGGGAGAAGGGCGUUGUCAGUUAGGCCUCUCAUUCUGCUCCCCCGGCCUAUCACAUCCUUUUUAUUAUAGACACUAUAGGCCAGUUUCCCGGACAGAUUAAACCUAUAGUCCUAAACCAAAAAGCAGACUCAUGGAGAAUCUCCAUUGAAAGUGAUUUUUUUGUCCAGGACUAGUCUUAAUCUGUGUCCAGGAUACAGGCCCUACAAAAAUGAGUGGUACUAUUUUCAGACGGUUGAUUCAAUUCUAUAGUAGGAGUUAAUAGGUGCCAAGUGUCAUUUCUGCUGUGAGAAGAGAAGAUAAGUUUAAUUAUAUUAUGCCAUUUAUUAUGUGCAUCAAGGAAGUUAUUAUCUGUCAGAAUCAAUCCAAACUGUCAUAGUGGAAGUCGCAGCAGACUGGACUGUAGCAGCAGCAGGCUCGCUUUCCUUCUGUCCUUCUCUUUCCAUUUCUUCCUUCCUUCCUUCCCACAUAGUGUAAGAGGGGGAGGGAGCCAUCAGAUCAGGGAAGGAGAGGGAAAGGAUACAGGCAACGAGCGCCCGGACACGUUUGGUCCUCGCUUUCAAUUUUUCUACAUUCAAUUAAGCAAUCAUUCUUCUCUCUCUUUCCAUUUUUUCCUUCCUUCCUCCCUCCCUUCCUUCUUUCUGUCCUUCUCUUUCCAUUUCUUCCUUCCGUCCUUCCUCCCUCCCUUCCUUCUUUCUGUCCUUCUCUUUCCAUUUCUUCCUUCCUUCCUCCCUCCCUUACUUCUUUCUGUCCUUCUCUCAGGAAAAUGCUUUAGCCGGUUAACCCGGAGGCCAUUGCAAAAAUUAACAUUGUAAAACGCUGGCAAAAAAAUUGCACGUUUUGAUAUUUGGAGUGAAACUUUGAAUCGCUUACUGCACACUUAAGCAUUUACCUUUUGUCAGGAUAAUUAUGUCAGUAAAUAUGGAAUUUGUCAUUCAUAUCCAGGAUAUUGAAACUCAGUAUUUUGUGUAAAUACUUUCCGCAGCAUAGCGGGAAAAUGGACGAGAAUCGAUUUGUAGCCGUCACCAGCAGCAAUGCAGCGAAAAUCUUCAACUUCUACCCCCAGAAGGGAAGGAUCGCUAAGGGAUGUGAUGCUGAUGUGGUCAUAUGGGAUCCUAAGGCAACCAGGUGA
This is a messenger RNA of Coregonus sp. 'balchen', 2233 nucleotides long. NCBI's taxonomy places the organism in Eukaryota, Metazoa, Chordata, Actinopteri, Salmoniformes, Salmonidae. The record is from the annotation of a GenBank genome assembly.